This is a messenger RNA of Miniopterus natalensis, 1197 nucleotides long. It is a transcript of the gene GINS2, whose product is annotated as GINS complex subunit 2. Lineage: Eukaryota; Metazoa; Chordata; Mammalia; Chiroptera; Miniopteridae. Gene Ontology annotation, biological process: DNA replication; double-strand break repair via break-induced replication. The record is from RefSeq and is a predicted model, not a curated record. Gene Ontology annotation, cellular component: GINS complex; nucleus.
GAAAGCGGCUGCAGCUGCACCUCCUUAGGGACGCCGCGGGUCCGGGCGCAGAGGGGCCGGAGGCUACGACGAGUCCCUGACCCGCCGCUUGCACCGCAAUGGACGCGGCCGAGGUGGAGUUUCUGGCGGAGAAGGAGCUGGUGACCAUUAUCCCGAACUUCAGUCUGGACAAGAUCUACCUCAUCGGGGGGGACCUGGGGCCCUUUAACCCUGGCUUACCAGUGCAAGUGCCUCUGUGGCUGGCGAUUAACCUGAAACAAAGACAGAAGUGUCGGUUGCUUCCUCCGGAGUGGAUGGAUGUGGAAAAGUUGGAGAAGAUUAGGGAUCAUGAACGAAUGGAAGAAACUUUUACCCCUAUGCCUAGCCCUUACUAUAUGGAACUGACCAAACUCCUGUUAAAUCAUGCUUCAGACAACAUCCCGAAAGCAGAUGAGAUCCGCACCCUGAUCAAGGAUGUGUGGGACACUCGCAUAGCCAAACUCCGGGUGUCUGCUGACAGCUUCGUGAGGCAGCAGGAGGCACAUGCGAAGCUGGAUAAUUUGACCUUGAUGGAGAUCAACACCAGUGGGGCAUUCCUCACACAAGCUCUCAACCACAUGUACAAACUCCGCACAAACCUGCAACCUUCUGAAAGCGUCCAGUCUCAGGACUUCUAGAGAAUGACCUUUGAUUUGUAAAGGCCUUGUGUCUGCUGGCAGGCGGCUUGCCGAGUGGUGUGUGAGUGCUCAGGACAUGAUAGAGGUACUCCUAGUUCUGGAAUUCUAAUUUGAAUAUAAGAAAAAUGUGUAAUGAAGCAAGGAAUGGAUUCAUAACAUUUUUGGAAAGCAACAGGUUGCACUUAGUUCUCAAUAUAUUCUUUAAUUCCACAUCUAUCUCUAGAAGCCAACUAUUCCUUUAUGGAGGAAAGAAAAGGCUUUGGCAAGCAAGAUGUUCUCCCUAGCAGAGUCUCAGGUCUCCUGCACAGAACUGUGAUGUGGGGAUGUGUUCGGUGAUGUUACAUGUUGCUUUGAAAAGCUAGACAUACAAGUGGCGAUGUGGCCCUAGGGCUUUUUAAUUUUUUUGAUAUGGAUCUCUUGGGUUAAACUUAGAAUCUAGAGGUUGCUCACACAGAGUAAGGAUGGCAGAUGAGUGGCUUGUGAUGCUGACUGGUGUUGAUCAUCUAAGUUCUGAUACAUAAUAAAGAUGGAAUCAAUCCAA